This is a messenger RNA of Thlaspi arvense, 1376 nucleotides long. The record is from the annotation of a GenBank genome assembly. NCBI's taxonomy places the organism in Eukaryota, Viridiplantae, Streptophyta, Magnoliopsida, Brassicales, Brassicaceae.
UCAACACCACUCAAUUUCAUCUCUCUUUUCCCCUUCCCUUGUUUAGUAUAAAAACCAACAAACCCUUAAUCAUUUUUCAUCAUCAUCUUAAUCCACAUGCAUACACAUAUACAUAUAUAGUCUCUUUUAUCUGUAUGGCAAUUGUAUCUUCCACACCAAGCAUCAUCACCAUGAGUAACCAAGUCAACAACAACAAUGAAAAAGGUUUAGAAGAAGAUGACCAUAGAGGCGGCCACGAGAGUCGUGUUCAUAAUGAUGAUGAACCUGAUGAUCAUGAUCAUGACAUGGUCAUGCCUGGAUUCCGAUUCCAUCCCACCGAAGAAGAACUCAUAGAGUUUUAUCUUCGCCGUAAAGUCGAAGGCAAACGCUUCAAUGUAGAACUCAUCACUUUCCUCGAUCUUUAUCGCUAUGAUCCUUGGGAACUUCCGGCGAUGGCCGCAAUAGGAGAGAAAGAAUGGUACUUCUAUGUGCCAAGGGAUCGAAAGUAUAGAAAUGGAGAUAGACCGAACCGAGUAACGACUUCAGGGUACUGGAAAGCCACCGGAGCUGAUCGGAUGAUCAGAUCGGAGACUUCUCGGCCGAUCGGAUUAAAGAAAACCCUAGUUUUCUACUCCGGUAAAGCCCCUAAAGGCACUCGUACCAGCUGGAUCAUGAACGAGUAUCGUCUCCCUCACCAUGAAACCGAGAAAUACCAAAAGGCUGAAAUAUCAUUGUGCCGAGUGUACAAGAGACCAGGAGUAGAAGAUCAUCCAUCUUUACCACGUUCUCUCUCAACAAGACAUCAUCAUCAUAACCAUAACUCAUCAUCAUCAUCAUCCCGCUUGGCCUUAAGACAACAACAACACCAUUCAUCCUCCUCUAAUCAUUCCGACAACAACCUUAACAAGAACAACAACAAUCUCGAUAAGCUCUCCGCCGAAUAUUCCGGAGAAGGAAGCACCACAACCACCACAAACAGUAAUUCUGACGUCACCAUAGCUUUAGCCAAUCAGAACAUAUACCGUCCAAUGCCUUAUGGUGCAAGCAACACACCGAUAAUCUCUACUAUUAAUCAAGACGAUGAUGAAACCGCCAUUGUCGAUGAUCUUCAAAGACUCGUUAACUACCAAAUUUCCGAUGGAGGUAACAUCAAUCACCAGUACUAUCAAAUCGCUCAACAGUUUCAUAAUCAACAACAACAACUAAACGCUAACGCAAACGCGUUGCAAUUGGUUGCGGCGGCGACUACAGCAGCGCUAACACCUCAGACGCAAGCGGCGUUAGCGAUGAACAUGAUCCCUGCAGGGACGAUUCCAAACAAUGCUUUGUGGGAUAUGUGGACUCCACUAGUACCUGAUGGAAACAAAGAUCAUUAUACUAAUAUUCCUUUUAAGUAA